AUGUCCAGAGUAGGAAAAAACCCAAUCACGGUGCCUAACGGCGUCGACGUAAAAGUCGCCGGUCGUGAAGUCACGGUAAAGGGACAGUUGGGCGAACUCAGCCGAAAUCUCCAUGACGGUAUCAACGUUGAGAUCGAAGAUUCUCAAAUCCUUGUGACCCGGUCCAACGAAACCCGAGACCAACGUGCGAAGCAUGGUCUGACACGCAGCUUAGUCAACAAUAUGGUGGUUGGCGUCAGCGAAGGCUUCACGAAGCGCCUGAUCAUGUACGGCACCGGAUAUCGUGCCGCGCAGAAAGGCAACGGCUUGGAACUGCUCGCCGGGUUUUCGCACCCGGUUGAAGUCGAGCCGAUCGGCAAGAACUCUUUGAGCGUCGACGGAAACACUACGAUCAUUGUCACCGGUCCAGACAAACAGGAAGUUGGCCAGCAAGCGGCGACGAUUCGCGCCGUCCGCAAACCGAGCCGAUUCCAGAGCAAGGCCGGGCGGGUUCCCCUCUUCGGGAUCACUUAUCAAGGCGAACAACUGCGGCUACGCGUGGGCAAGACCGUCGCGGGUGUCGGAGGUUAA
Messenger RNA from Geodia barretti, 570 nucleotides. The record is from the annotation of a GenBank genome assembly. Lineage: Eukaryota; Metazoa; Porifera; Demospongiae; Tetractinellida; Geodiidae.